GUGGGCCGGCGGCCUGGGCCUGGCGCUCAGUUUAAAAGCUUAACAGGGGCCUCUGGCGGGCUCCGGAAACGAAACGAAAUUCGCCCCGCUGGCCGCCCUCCGGGCCCCGCCAGUCCCUCCGCGCGCCGCGCUCCCCGGAAUCGACCCUUCUCCCGCCAUUUGCCACCGGGCUCUCGCUGAGCCCGCCCUCCCAGGGCUCAGAGGCCUGCGGCCGCGGGAACCGAACGGGCGUCAUGGCGGCAGGCGUGGACUGCGGAGAAGGGGCUAGCGCCCGGCAGCACGUGUUCCUAGUCCCAGAUACUGCAUGUUUUUACAGAUUGACAGAUUGUGGCAACUCUGCGUUGGAGUAUUUAAAAGACGCUUCAAAGAAGAUGAAAAGUGGGCUUAUGUUUGUAAAACUGGUUAACCCGUGUUCAGGGGAAGGAGCCAUUUACUUGUUCAAUGUGUGUCUACCACAGCUGUUUGAAAUAAAAGUUUUCAAGGAAAAAAACCAUUCUUGGUUUAUAAAUGAAUCGGUUCAAUCAGGAGGUCUUCUUCACUUUGCCACACCCAUGGACCCUCUGUUUCUGCUUCUCCACUACCUUAUAAAGGCUGAUAGAGAGGGAAAGUUUCAGCCCCUGGAACAAGUUGUGAUGGAUGACAUGUUUCCGAAUUGCAUCUUGUUGCUGAAACUUCCUGAACUUGAGAAGUUACUUCGACAUGUGACAGAGGAGAAAGAAAUAGACAAGAAGAAAUAUUACAAGUACAGCAAAGAGAAGACAUUAAAAUGGCUGGAAAAAAAGGUUAAUCAGACUAUGGCAGCGUUAAAAACCAAUAAUAUAAAUGUCGGUGCCCGGGUACAGUCUACUGCAUUUUUCUCUGGUGACCCGGUUUCCAGUGACAAGGAAGAGGAUUAUAUUUGUUAUGCCCAUGGUCUGAUAUCUGAUUACAUCCCUAAAGAAUUGAGUGAUGACUUAUCUAAAUAUUUAAAGCUUCCAGAACCUCCAGCUUCAGUGCCAAACCCUCCAUCAAAGAAAGUAAAGUUAUCAGAUGAGCCUGUAGAAGCAAAAGAAGAUUACACUAAGUUUAACACUAAAGAUUUGAAGACUGUAAAGAAAAAUAGCAAAAUGACUGCAGCUCAGAAGGCUUUGGCUAAAGUUGACAAGAGUGGAAUGAAAAGUAUUGAUUCCUUUUUUGGUGCAAAACAUGUUAAAAAAAUUGGAAAGAUUUGAAACUUUGAAAAUUAAAUCAAGCAAAAAUAUUUGCCUUCUACAUGUCCCAUUUUCAGCCUUCCUCCAUUCCACUGUACUUCCUAACCCUUAAUUACCACCUUUUGAAAAAAAGUAGGAAGGGGGCAAUUUUCAGAUUCACUUGAACAUUUCUUUGUGUUUGAUUUUUGUGUUUCCUGAACAAAAUACGGGAAAGUAAUUGUGUAACUUCAUGGCUUGUGGCCUUUGGAGUUUUGUUUGACAUCCUGAAAAGUAAUCAAGUGAAUAGAAUUAACCUCUAGCAUCACAAUUUCCUCAAUAAAGUGAUGUGUGACAAUAUUUGAGUGUAUGCCUGUUAUUUUAUGCAAUGUUGCACAUGGUAGCUAUAGCAAUAUGGUUUUCAAUAUACUGAGAGAAAUAUAACAACUAUCAGAUAAACUACUACUUUUUAAAAGCCUUUAGUUUUGGGUAAAUCUUUUGUUUAAUGUAUUUUCUGUUUUAUGAAUACAUGUUCUUUGCAGAAAACAGAGAAAAGUAUAAAACAAAAAUUAUAAUCUCCCAACUUUUCAUUACCUGGAGGUAAUAUGGUGCAUUUUCUUCUAUAAUAAUUUUUAAAGGAAUUAUAAUAGUAAUUUUAUAACCUUUUUUCUUGACAUCAUUUUGUGAGCAUUUUCCCAGGCUACUCUUCUUCAUAAAUAUACUUCUUUAAUGACAGUAAUUUUUAAUUAUUUGAGUAUUUGAUUAUUUAAUGAUCAUAGUCCUAUUUUGGACAUUUGUAUUAUUUUUAAACAUUUGCUAUUGGAAGAAUCAGAUUCUAUGUAAAUAUUUGUCCAUAUCUUUUAUUGUUUUCUUAGAAUGGAUUUUUAGAAGUGGGCUUACUGAUUAAUAACUAAGUUUUUCAAAUAUAUACUUUUGGGAAUAUAUUUCACAGAAAGGUUAUAGUAUCUUGCACUCUAACAAAUGAUGGUAUGAGUCCUUAUCUUAUUAGCUUUGAAUAGUGUCUUUGCAAAUAAGUGGAAAAAAGGCAUGUUGGUGUGGUUUUAAUUCACAUUUUCCUGAUUAAUAAUGUCAACUGAGAAAAACCCCACACAACCUGAAAGUUGAGAGUUAUGUUUUAUUCGGGGAACUUACAGAGGACUAUAGCCUGGGAGGCAGCCUCUCAGAUAGCUCUGAGGAACUGUUAACAAAGAGGUAAGAGAGAAGCCAGGAUAUGUAGGAAUUUUUGUUGGAAAAAAAAACAUGCAGUCAAACAUCAAAAGAUUACUGCUAAUCAUACACACACAGAAAAACCCCCAGACAUCUCAGGUUAAUGAGUUUAGUGCUUUUCUGGGUAUGGGAAGAUGCAAGAGUCUGGGCUCAUUGAAAUUACUCCUUUGAUAUGCAUCUGAACUGUCUAGGGCCAGUAUUCUGUUUUUCUCCAUCCUGAAUUCCCCUCAGGGCACACCGAGGUUGGGGGGGGGCAGGUGAGGGGAAGCUCUGCAGAGGCUGAUGGCUUGAUGGUGGGCAGCAUUUGUUGUUUUCUGAAAUGGCAGGCAACAUUUUUUUGUCCACAGUAAUAAUAUUGUUCAUUUUUUCACAUUUACCUAUCAUUUGCCAUCUUAUAGAGAAUUAUCUGUUUAUGCCCUUUGUUAAAUUAUUGGAGUAUCAGUAUUUUUCUUAUUGAUUCUAAGAAGUAUUUUAUAACUUAAAGACAUUCAUUUUUGUCCAGUGUUCAUUGUAAUUUUUUUCCCUUGGUUUGUAAUUAUUUUCUCACCUAUUUAUUUUUUCCAUUAGAUUUGUAGGAUCAUUUUUACAGGUUCUAAGAGUAAAUUCUAAUGGGUUUUACUGAGAUUUUGAAAGACCCAUAAAUUAUUUUGAGAAAAACACAUCUUUACAAAAGUCAGUGUCCUUAUUCAGGAAUAUGGUAUUUGUCUAUAUUUACUAAAAUCCUAAUCAUACCUUUCACUAACAUUUGGUUCUUCAUCUUCAUGUAGGUUCUAGAUACUUCUUUUUAGGAGUAUCUCUAGGUAUUCUUGUUGCUAUUAAUGAAAUCUUUUUUU
Delphinapterus leucas (beluga whale) is the source of this 3226-nucleotide messenger RNA. NCBI's taxonomy places the organism in Eukaryota, Metazoa, Chordata, Mammalia, Artiodactyla, Monodontidae. The record is from RefSeq and is a predicted model, not a curated record.